UUGCACGUUCGAUAAAUAAUUUAAAAAAUAUUCAAUUAUUAUUUUCGCUAUUCAAUUGUUUCUAACCUAUUGUUACUACGAAAGCUGUCAAUCGAAAGGACUGUUCAACAAUCGAUGUGCAAUUCAUGAGUAAUUUGCCAGAAAAUCCCUUACGGUUCGGGAUGGCGCCUAUACGAUAUAGUCUCCAUUAUGAAGAUUAUUCUGAACAUUUGAUGUCUAGAUUUGGAAAACUACUGCAAAUGCAAUCGUUAGUCGAUAUGACUCUAAUGUGUAGCUCGCAUACUUUACGUGUUCACAAGGCCGUUUUAGCUGCUAGCAGUGCCUAUUUCCAGGAAGUCCUUCAAAAACAAACGGGAGAACCUCUAAUUAUAUUGAAAAUGCGAUUUAGUGUGCUGAAAUGUCUGGUAGAGUUCAUGUAUUGCGGGAAAACGCAGUGUUUGGAAGAGAACUUGGAUGAGUUAGUUUCUGCGGCGCAAUUUCUGAAAAUCAAAGGUCUUUCGAAAGUAACAAAAGAAGGUUUGGGUAUCACGAAUCAUAGUGAACUUCCAGUGUUCACUCCGCCAGUUGUGAUAAAUCGGCCGCCGCAAUCGCUAAUCGACUUACAUUCACAGGAUAACAACGAUCCGAAGCCACCGCAGCCGCCGCCACAGAUGGCGCCUGCGACUAGCACCAGCCAACCUCUUGAAGGUCUUGGAAGACCUAAUAAGGACAUGGUGGUACGCAUCCCCUUCGACAUAGAGAACGGUGGCGGCGGCUCAGCUGGCGUCGAGUACCCGGAUGCUCCGCGCGCCAUCAAACCGCGUCGCGGCCGACCCAGUGUCAGGUGUUUGCAGCGAGCUGGCGGCUGGGACAGCACGGGUGCGCUGGGCAGGGCAGCCGAGCGCGCGCUGCUGCGUCGGGAGCAGGACUCGCGCAAGGCCAUACACCAGCUGAAGCAUUUGCAGUCCCGGCACAUGCAGGACUACAUGGAACGAGUGACGCUGUCUCAAGCAGUAAACAGCAUCUGCGGGCCGGAAUCAUCGUCAGCGCACAACUAUAUGAACAUCGACAACGACCUCAUGUACAUGGACCAGACAGUAUCCUCCAACGUGCUGGACCCCACCAUAUCCUACUCUAAAGAACCCUCAAUGGGCAACGAAACCAUUACUUCCAGUUACUCAACAGCUACGUCCAAUCCAAAUGAUUCAAACACAGGAAUUAGCACCGCCAUGUCUCAAUACGUCAAUGCACUAAAGAGCGCAGGACUACCCACGGACUUGCCCAUACUCUUCGAAUCCGGGGACGGGUCUUACAUAAACGUGAACGAACAGGUCCUCUUAGACAUGGUACAAAGCAGCGAGAUUCAAUAUGAAGUCAUCGAACAACCUAACAUCAUUGAAAAGGUAGCCGAUCCCAGCGAAAUUAAAAGCAUAGACGAUUUGUCCAAAUCAAUCGAACGAGGAGAAAUGCUGAUGGGCUCGAAAGGAUAUUCCAGCAGUAACUACGGUAAAGACACAAAUCAAUACAACAGACAUGAAGAUGCUAUUAACAGCUUGAACUCUAUUCUACCAGACAAUUUAGAAUCAUUUGCUGAACAACAAAACUUUGUAGUGCUUGACCCUCGAUUGCAAGAAGGCAAUAACAUGGACCAAUCUAACGAUUUCUCCUGCAUUGAUGGAGACAUGCAAUUCUUCACAAAAUCUAUGAGCGACGACGUCAAGAAAUAUUACGAGGAACAACAGUUAAAUGAUGCCAGAGUUAUGGAACAACUAUGUCCUACGAGUACGACCUUGGAUACCAAUUUCAGCAUUUCUUUACUCGAUACUAAGAGUUCUCACCUAAAUGGUAACAUGGGACAGCAGUACAAUCCGCUUAACUCUGAAGAGUUAAGGAGAAACGAAGACUGCUAUGACUUUGGUCUUCAGCUACCACAAACGUCUGAUUUCAAGGAGGACGCUCUGGAUUGUCUCAUGUCAACUCCAAAGAGAAUCGAGGAUAAUCAACAACGAGCUCAAGAACGGGACGAGAUCAUUCAAGACCUAAUGAACAUCGAGAAAAACAUGAUUCAGAGUAACGAGGGAGACAAAACCAAUUUCGAUUCGAACGUGCAGGACUUCAAUGACUCUUUGAAUGUUGAUGCAGUGUUCAAUGAUGAAGGGAACGGGAUGCAAAAUGAACUUCAGAAAAAUAAAGACUCAGAAGAUUUGUCUGCCUCCAUAAGUUCUAGUGGGUUGCGUUGGGAUAAUAUGGAUAUUAGCAGUAAGGAAAAUGAAAAUACCGAAAAUGAUAUGACGGGAAACGAAAUGAGUGGAAAUCAAGGAGAGGCGACGUCAGAUUCUCAGUUUCAAGAGUCUGUUAUAGAUUUGACUGAACCAAGCAAAGUAAGUAAUGAAGGAAUGGAUUUAAUGGAUACCUCUGACGCGAAUAAAGAAAAUGAACAGAUUGAGAACAGUGGUAACAAUUUGGAAUCUGCUGUAGAAAAUGAUAUCCCAUUUGCAGUGGGUUUGCUUCCUCUAAAACAAGUUCAACCAACGGAAGAUACGAGUUUAUUGAAGAGGAAAAAUUCGAUCGAUGAUUUGUUAGAUAACGUAGACGCGAAAUGUUUGAAACGUAAGGUGAAAUAUAAGAAAUUGUAAUUAAAGAUGAAAACUUAGUUUGUUAAA
Molecule: messenger RNA, 2642 nt
Organism: Pectinophora gossypiella (pink bollworm)
Lineage: Eukaryota; Metazoa; Arthropoda; Insecta; Lepidoptera; Gelechiidae
Product: broad-complex core protein isoforms 1/2/3/4/5-like
Exons: 7
Coding region: 126-2615 (829 amino acids)
Biological process (GO): regulation of transcription by RNA polymerase II
Cellular component (GO): nucleus
Molecular function (GO): protein binding
Source: RefSeq, a predicted model, not a curated record